Alligator sinensis (Chinese alligator) is the source of this 1251-nucleotide messenger RNA. RefSeq names its product dentin sialophosphoprotein-like. The transcript is spliced from 4 exons. The coding region runs from base 126 to 1094 and encodes 322 amino acids. The record is from RefSeq and is a predicted model, not a curated record. Lineage: Eukaryota; Metazoa; Chordata; Crocodylia; Alligatoridae.
ACUCAAAGAACAUAAGCAGCACAACAUUGUAUCAGAUUUCUCUUCAGACUUUAGAAAAUUUCCUCAAGGGCUGCUCUCUAUUAGAUCCUCCUCUGUGGUGCUCCAGCAAGGAAGUAGUUUCUGACAUGAAUAUUCUGCUUUUGAUGAUACAUGUUCUAGGUAUAACCUCUGCUUCUCCAAUUAAAAGGAGUGCCAAUCUACCUGGAAGUGAAUAUGAGGCAAGUAUUUCCAGUUUUAAUGUCAUUGACACAGACAAAGAAGUCUUAAGCAACAGCUCUGAGAAUGAUGUGGGGAACAAACAAAAUGGUGAGAACAGAAACUAUGGGCACCUGGAGGAAACAAAAUUAAUUAAGUUUACAAGUGGACUGGAUCAGACUGAAGAGGUGUCUACCAUUGAUAGCAAUAUCCAAGGCACUCAUAAGGAUAAAUCUAAUAAUCAGCUAAACCAAGAGGAUACUAGUCUCCAGAAGAGCAAUGAUGCUGCUGAGAACAAUAUCCAGGGAACACAAAGUGUUGAUGAUAAUGUUGAGCUCCAAAGAGGAGAAGGCAUUAACAGUCCUUACAUAGACCCACAUGUUAGCAGAAAUGACACUGAACAAAAUCAUUCUGAACAGCUGAACUGGAAAAAUGUAGGGCAUGAUUCAGCUUUGGGAGAAGAGGAGUUUGUGCCUCAGGAAAUGGUGUUCUCUUCUGAAAAGCAAGAUAUGGUAGAGCCCCACAUUGCCAGCCACUUUAAUAUAGAGAGACAGGACAAUGAAAUACAUAAAGGCCAUCUUCAUUUUGACACCUAUUAUUUUAGUUAUGAAGCCAUGCAAGAGGAGGAGGCAGGUAAUAGCAGUGAUGGGAAUGAAGCUACCUUCAGUCAGCAGGAAGAAAGCAAUAGUGACUCUGGGCAGUCUACUCAACAAAAUGGCCAAGACAUGGCCAGUGACUUGAAGAGUUCAAGUGAAUCUAGUCAAGACGAUACUAAUGAGUUAAGUGCUCCCAGCAGCUCCAGUGACUCAACAGAUUCCAGUCAUUCAAGCAACUCUAGUGAUCCCAGGAAUCCAAGCAACUCCAAGAAAUCCGGUGAAAAAGACAGUACUUUGCCAUAAGUCUAACAGUGACAUCCCAAGAUAUUGAAUACUGGUAGCAGAAUCACAAAAUAAAAAAGAAGGCACUAAUCUUACACACAGGUGCCAGUGAGAGUAAUUCAUGUAAUGCAGGUGAUUAAAGCUAAAUCGGUAAAUGGCAGCAGCUGCAGCUGAAACC